Molecule: messenger RNA, 1096 nt
Organism: Perca fluviatilis (European perch)
Lineage: Eukaryota; Metazoa; Chordata; Actinopteri; Perciformes; Percidae
Exons: 6
Coding region: 246-905 (219 amino acids)
Source: RefSeq, a predicted model, not a curated record
AUUUUUUAUUUUUUUGCUUGUUUUAAGCACACAUUUACUUAAAGUUUAUAUUUUUUGUCUAAACUAUACUUAUUUUGCUAGGUCAUUUAGCAAAUCAAGAAAAUACAUCUUUAUUUAAGUUUUUUUUUUUUUUGAUAUUUUUACUGAAAACAAGACAAAAAUACUAAGUCAUUUUUUGCAGUGUGACUCCAUUAAAUGUUCUUGUGAUAAAGAAUGUGUGUGUGUGCGUGUGAUGUAGAUUAAACAUGAACGGGCCAAAACGGACAUGGCAGCAGGUCAAAAUCAAAUACAAGAACAUUCUGCAGAAUGCAGUGAAAAAGAAUACCCACAGACAAGGCACGGGUGGUGGGUCACCAAAGGCUGACCUUACCCCAGCAAAGGACAUGGCCUUGCAGCUAAAUAAAGGCAGGCCCGUCUUAGAGGGGAUCCCUGGGGGGAAAGAGACGAGCAUAGGUUCCUCCCAAGAUGCCACCCGCUUCAUUCAAGGGUCUGGCAGCACUGUGUUCCUGUUAGAGCCACCAGCACAAGCACCAGACGAUGCUGAUCCAGGUGAAGGCCCCAGUGCAGCAGCAACAGCACAUGAUGGAGACGAUGAUGAGGAGGAGACCAUCUCUCUGGAUUCCGGAAGGCAUGAGGACCCAGAUGCUAUACAGUGGGAAAACCAGCCUGGCAACAUAAGCUCACAAGCUAUCAGAAAGUUGUAUGGCAACCACCUCCGGCGCCAAAUAGAACUGGCAGACAUAGACAUUCAGUACAAGAAGAAAAAGAUUGAAAAUCUUGCACUGGAGUCCGAAAUAAAAAAGAGGACAAUUAGGAAACUGGACCUUGAAAUAAAAAAACUUGAGAGGGAGGUGAGAUAUGCCUUCAAUGUACACUGUAUGCUAACUGUAACACAAAUGUAUUAAUCAUUAUUUUUCUUUCCUCCCCCAGCUCCAAGAAGAUGACACAGCUCAAAAUAAGAAUUAGGUAUAUUCUCGUAAAGUCAAGUGAGCCAUGACAUAUGAGCUCUUAUUGUGAGCACACAGGACGGUGGCAUCUUUAUAAGGUUUUUUUUAUUUUCCCAGCAAUCAGUACAACCAAGUCAUCGUUAUAAGGC